CUGGGUUUCUCACACUUCGAGCCGGCAGCAUGAAGUGGGCAGCGGUGGCAGCAGUUCUCCUCGUGGCCGCUGUGGCCGACGGCGCAGAUCUCGCCCACAGACAGCAGGCAGUCAACCGCCUGCUGUACAGAAUCUACAGCCCUAUCCCUUCCAAGUUCGGUGAACUGAAGACGCUCUCUAGCUCUUUCGAACCAAGGGCCCAUACUAGCCACUGCAAUGAUGGCGGUAAUGCCGUGAACCACCUCAUGGACGAGUACGAGGCUGGUCGUCUCCUUAAACAGCACAACUGGUUCUCCCUUUUCAACACCCGCCAGCGGGAGGAGGCCCUCAUGCUGGUCGAUGUCCUUCUCAAUUGCAAGGACUUCGAAACCUUCGUGGGCAACGCUGCUUUCUUCCGUGAGAACAUGAACGAGGGUGAGUUUGUCUACGCCCUCUACGUGGCUGUCACUCACUCUGACGUCAUGCAGGACGUUGUGCUGCCUCCACUGUACGAGGUCACACCUCACAUGUUCACUAAUUCAGAGGUCCUCGACAAGGCAUACGCUGCCAAGAUGACACAGACCCCUGGUGACUUCAAAAUGUCUUUCACUGGAUCCAAAAAGAAUAAGGAGCAGCGCGUCGCCUACUUCGGUGAAGAUAUUGGCAUGAACUCUCACCACGUUCACUGGCAUAUGGACUUCCCCUUCUGGUGGCAUGGAGAUGAGAUUGAUCGCAAGGGCGAGCUCUUCUUCUGGGCCCAUCACCAGCUUACUGUGAGGUUCGACGCCGAGCGUCUCUCCAACUACUUGCCUCCAGUUGACGAGCUCUACUGGGACCGUCCCAUCAAAGAAGGAUUUGCUCCCCACACAAACUACAAAUAUGGUGGAGAGUUCCCCACUCGUCCCGACAACAAGAACUUUGAGGAUGUUGAUGGUGUGGCUCGCAUCAGAGACAUGAAGGAAAUGGAAAGUCGUAUCCGCGAUGCCAUUGCUCACGGCUAUGUCGACAAAGUUGACGGCUCUCACAUCGACAUUGACAACGACCAUGGUAUUGAUGUCGUGGGUGCCGCCAUUGAAUCCUCUACAUCCAGCGUUAACCCUGCCUACUACGGCGCCCUCCACAACCAGGCUCAUCGCGUGCUCGGCGCCCAGGCCGACCCACAUGGCAAGUUCAACAUGCCACCUGGCGUGAUGGAACAUUUCGAGACCGCUACACGCGAUCCCUCCUUCUUCCGUCUCCACAAGUACAUGGAUAACAUCUUCAAGGAACACAAAGACAAGCUGCCACCUUACUCUGCUGCUGAUCUUAAGUAUGACAACGUCGAAGUCACUGGUGUCGAUGUCGAUGAGCUCUCUACCUUCUUUGAGAACUUCCAGUUUGAUCUGGGCAACGCUCUUGACACCACCGACAACGUGAAUGACGUGGCUGUCCACGCCAUCAUUCCUCGUCUGAACCACAAGCCCUUCGGGUACAACAUCCACUACAAAGCCGACCAUGCCGAGACAGUCACCGUCCGCGUAUACCUCACCCCUAAGUACGACAACAAUGGCGUCAGGCUGCCCCUGGAACAGAAUCGCUGGAACUCCAUCCUACUUGACACUUUCUGGGUUAAUGUCGAAGCCGGAGAACACACAUAUCACCGUGAUGCCGCCCAAUCCAACGUGGCUAUCCCCGACCGCCCCGCUUUUGAGGAGCUCAUGAAGAAGGCUGAUGAGGCCGUGGCCGGUGGCUCUGAGCUGUCGGAAGACUAUGGACAAUCCUGUGGACAUCCUCAGAGGCUGCUGCUUCCUAAGGGUAAUGAGAAGGGUCUCGAAUGUUGGUUCGCCGUUUUCGUCACCAGCGGCGAUGACGCCACUCAUGAUGACCUUCACUCGAACGAUCAUGGCGGCAACCACGGUUAUUGCGGUAUCCAUGGCGGGAAGUACCCUGACAAGCGUCCCAUGGGCUUCCCCUUCGACAGGCGCAUCCCCAACCCUGCUACUUUGCUCGAACAGCCUAACUUCCACUCCCAUACAGUCCGUGUGUAUCAUAAGGAAGAGUAAACUUUGUUGUUUCCUUACAGUCUUGCCAAUCAUACGAAAGAAA
Portunus trituberculatus (swimming crab) is the source of this 2064-nucleotide messenger RNA. Its product is annotated as hemocyanin-like. The record is from RefSeq and is a predicted model, not a curated record. NCBI's taxonomy places the organism in Eukaryota, Metazoa, Arthropoda, Malacostraca, Decapoda, Portunidae. Bases 30 to 2021 code for a protein of 663 amino acids. The transcript is spliced from 2 exons. Gene Ontology annotation, molecular function: oxidoreductase activity.